ACUGGGGUAGUCAAGAGUGUGUUUGUGUGUGUGCAACAGGAGACCUACAGUAGCGAAGCCCUAGUGAGGAUGAGAAGUUUGAGCGUUUGUGGCCUGCUACUACUGGCUAUAUCUGUGGUCUGUAUGACGUCAGUGGAAGCAAACGGCCACAGACGGCGCAAGCGAGAAUGGAUCAUACCACCCUCAAAACUGGAGGAGAAUGUUGACUACACCAAUCGAGAGUACAUUGCCAAGAUUCGCUCAGACCUUGACGAGGAGAAAAGAGUGAAAUACAGAUUGGCUGGAGCAGGGGCAGAUGAGCCUCCUGUCAAUCGCUUCAUCAUUGACUCAGACACUGGCUUUGUGAAAGUCACCGGCAUUUUGGACAGAGAGGAAAUCCAUCAGUAUAAUCUGACUGGAAUUGCCAUGUUCGUUGAUGGUUCAGAGGCAGAGGAAGCCAUUGAUCUCACUAUCGUUGUCAUUGAUAAAAAUGAUAACCCUCCAAAGUUCGAAAUCCAGAGUGGCACUGUCAGAGAAUGCAGCACAGUCGGGGCCAUCAUAAUGAACGUGACCGCCCACGACGAAGACCGGAAAGGGACAGUUAAUGCAAAGAUUGCCUACAGCAUCCUCAAGCAAGAGCCUGCAGGUUCUGGAAUGCUGUUCUCCAUCGACAGGGACACAGGACAGGUGUCUGUGAAAGAGCCAACUCUGGAUCGGGAGACCAACGAUUUCUAUGAACUUACUGUCCAAGGAGUGGAUCUGGAUGGGGCUCCAAAUGGAAAUACUGCAACUGGCACAGUGCAGAUUACUGUACAAGAUAUCAACGACAACGUCCCUACUCUCGAGAAGGAGGAGUACGCUGGCAGUGUGGACGAAGGAGCUGUGGAUGUGGUGGUGAUGAAGAUCAAAGCUCAUGAUGUGGAUUUGAAGGACAGUGAUAACUGGCUGGCCGUUUUCAAUAUUGUUUCUGGAAAUGAAGAAGGCCUCUUCACAAUCCACACAGAUCCCAAGACCAAUGAAGGUAUCCUGAAGCUGGUUAAGCCUGUGGACUACGAGAAGAUCAAAAAGCUGAACCUUGGGUUGGAGCUUGAGAAUGUCGCUCCAUUCAUCAAUGGCACAGCCUUGGCUCUUGGAUUAGGAUUUCAGUGGCCAGAUCAGGACUUGGAAGCAGAACCUGGCCCUGGUUCUGCAGUUCCCAUUGCCAUUGAUGUUGGCGGAGGUGGUGGAGGUGGUGGUGGUGGUGGAGGUGGCAAUCCAAAUGUUGAUGUCUCUCCUGAUGGUAAACCUGUUCAGCCUGGUACUAAACCUGGAGGGAAACCAGGGCCUAAUCCAUCCGAACCAGGGCCCAAGCCAUCCAAACCAGGGAAAAAGCCACCUGGUAAAAGUUAUCCUAUUUCAAUUGCGGUCAAAAACAUUCCUGAUGGACCUACUUUCAACCCGGAGUCAAAAGAUGUGCCACUGUCCGAAAACCCAGAGGAGAUUGAACUUCACUCAGUCAUAGCUGUGUACCCAGCUGUGGAUGGUGAUACUGGAGAAGACCUAGAUAAUGUCAAGUAUGCUAAAGGAUUCGACCCCGACAACUGGUUGAUUGUUGAUGAAGACACCGCAGAGAUCAGACUGAACAAGAUACCAGACCGAGAAUCUCCAUUCCUAAAGAAUGGCACAUAUUAUGCUGAGGUCCUCUGUCUAGUCCAAGAUGGAUCAGGAAGGACUGCAACUGGAACCAUUGCCAUUAACGUACAGGAUUCUAAUGACCACUGCCCAGAACUGACUAGCACAUACCAGAACGUCUGCACAGAUUCUAAAGUUGUGUACAUGUCUGCCAUCGAUGAAGAUUUCAGUCCCAACGGAGAACCGCUCCACUUCUCUAUCAUUUCAGAGGAGACCACAGGACCAUGGGAGAUAGAGAAUCUCAAUGGCACCGCAGUGGCUCUGCAUCCGAUGGAGCCCUUAUGGCCAGGAGUCUACACGAUCACGAUGGAGAUAACUGAUGCUCAGGGUUUGUCCUGUCCAGACAAGCAGGCACUGGAGCUGGAGGUCUGCACUUGCACAGAUGGGUAUGGCUGCAGUCUCAGAGGAUAUUUUGGCUCAUCCUCCAACUCUGUCAGUUUUGGAGCACCAGCUAUUGGCCUUCUGUUGGCAGGACUGGCCGUCUUAUUGGUGGUCCCCCUGCUGCUGCUGUUCUGCCAGUGUGGAUCUGUAACUGGCAUGGCUGACCGGUUCAUGGACUUGCCUUUUGAUGCUAAAGAGUACUUGAUCCCAUACCACACGGAGGGCAAGGGAGAAGACAAGGGAGUCCCUACCCACCUGCUGCCAGUAACUACAGUAGAAGCAGCACCUGUGGCCCUCAAUUCUGCAGUGGAGCAACAAACCACUCAGAUGUCCAGCAGCACCUACAGCCAGAUGAUGCAGAUGAGCCAGUUUAAGGCGGCACAACGUGCGGAGAUGGACAUGAGGAGCAUGACGGAGCAUGCAGCCAUGAGCCAGGCUUACACACUCAGUACUCAGUACCAGAGAGACUCAAUGUACCGCAGUGUCACCCAGCAGCAGAGCAGGCAGGCAGGCUUGGUAGACAUUUAUGGAGCUAUGGCUCUACCUAAUGGUUUUCUGAUGGAGUACUUCGCCCAGAAGUCAGCAUGCAUAGCUGAGCAGGAUCAACAGAAGGACAUGUUGCUGGAUUAUGGCUACGAGGGACAGGGAUCCCCUGCUGGCUCUGUGGGCUGCUGCAGUCUCCUGGGGUCUGACGAUGACCUUCAGUUCCUGGAUGACCUGGGGUCAAAGUUCUCCACCCUGGCCCACAUCUGCAAGCCACCAAAACUGAUUCUGGAAAAAAGCGAGACGUCACUGCAAGCAAUAACAGAGCGAGAAAGUUCUUUGUCUGUCAGCACUGUGAUGGUUUCCAAGGCUGUUCCUCCUCCUCCAUCUCCUCCUCCUUCUCCUCCUCCUCCUCCUGUCCACACUGAGAUAUGCAGGACCAUCAGCAGCUCCUCUACUCUUCCCAGGAUGCAAUUGUGCGAAGCCGUUGCCAUGCCGACCCAGACUGUGCUGGUGCAGCAGCAGCCCAUGUACUACGUGGUGGAGCCGCAGCAGGUCCAGAGCACAGUGCUGCUGGCUGAGAGGCCCCAAGUGGGUCUGGGUCAGGGAAUGAUCCUGGUCAACGGGAGCCAGGCGGCCACAGAGGGGGUGCUGCUGCAGGGGGGAGGCCUGGUGCAGGGGGCCCAGGGGCUGGUGAUGGCCCAGGGUGGUCAGGGUUUGGUGUUGCAGCAGGGUGGGCACGUUCAGAGUGGUCAGGGUUUGGUGUUGCAGCAGGGUGGGCAUGUUCAGGGUGGUCAGGGUUUGGUGUUGCAGCAGGGUGGGCACGUUCAGGGUGGUCAGGGUUUGGUGUUGCAGCAGGGUGAGCAUGUUCAGGGUGGUCAAGGUUUUGUGCUUCAGCAGGGUGGGUAUGUUCAGGGUGGUCAGGAUUUGGUGUUGCAGCAAGAAGGCCACGUUGAGGGGGCACAGCGGGUGAUCGUCCAUGGCUCAGGCUCUGCACAGGCUAACUUGGGACGAGCGGAGAGUCUGCUAAUGCCACAGGGCGGGCACUUUCAGGGCGCUCAAGGUUUGGUGCUGCAGCAGGGAGGACAGGUUCAGGAGACACAGGGCCUGGUGUUGCAGCAAGGAGGGCAUAUUCAGGGAGCUCAGGGCCUGGUGCUGGUUGAGCAACACAUAGGGUCACUGCAGAGGGGUGGCGUCCUGGGGUCCCACAGUGAUGAAAUGCUACUUUGUGAGGAAAUCAUCAGCGGUCCCUCCAGUCCAUCAGUCCACAGUAUAUCCAGUGGUAGUUUCUUGCGUCGCAGUAGUGUCCUUGCCCCAUCCUGGCAUCCCACUCAAGCUGGGCUCUCCCCAAUGAACGGCACCUCGCAGUAACGACCAAGAGCCAGGUGCCAAAGAGGAGCAACAGAUAAAGCGCUUGGCAAAUAGGCGGCGACAUGACUGCGCUGUCACUUCGCACGCACAUCAGCGCAGAUAUGUUUAACUGGAAAGCAUGGGAUAAAGAAUAGAUUUUUAUUGAUAUCAUAUAUCUUAUCAUAUAUUCUAUCAUAUAUUUGAUUUCAUAUUGUAAUCCACACGGCGGCAAAGUGCAACGCUGGUGUGCAGAAUUGUAUUGAAAACUAUGGAAUGUAAUGUAAUCAAAUGUCAGAAGCAGAGUGUGCCGCACUCAUGUCAGUGCCAACGUGACAUUCACUUCUUCACGACGUAACAAAGGUUCAUUAAAGAAUGUUAACGGAUACAAUGUGGACACAAACUAUCCGGCGCAACACGACAGUCGCGCAGUCGCUUACAAUUAGGACACGGUGUUACAGUAAUACUACAGAGUGAAAUCACCUUUUGUAAAAGAUCAUGGCUUGUCUUGAGGAGGCUCAUUUAUGCUAAAGAUUAGGGAGGAAGGCAAGUGAGGAAGUACAGUAAGUACUUCUAAUGAGUUGAGUCUGAGAGGAGGUGUUCUCGAGGACAUACAGUAGAACUGUACUGUAGCUUAACCUGACUUCCCCCACAGUCAUAAAGCAAAGCAGAAUAUUCAUCCUAAUGAUGCCUUAUUGGGAACUAGGUAAUACUGAAGUUAAAAAAGAAUCCUGACAGUAGAAAAAAAUAAAUAAAUAAUCAUUGCUGGCAUCACAUUUAAAAUGAAUGUAUAUUUUUCAUAAAAUAGCACCAUUUGUCAGCUUCAAUAUUUUAGUGCACUAAAAAACUGAUUAUUAUCAGAUUUUUUGAAAAUUUGAUCAUUAUCAGUUGAUUACCGUUAUCGGUCCAUCUGUUUAACACACCUAGGUUUGUUAUUUAGAUUAUAUACAGUGGGUAUAGUAAGUAUUCACACCCAUGCUAAAGU
This is a messenger RNA of Sardina pilchardus (European sardine), 4846 nucleotides long. Its product is annotated as desmoglein-2.1-like. Gene Ontology annotation, molecular function: calcium ion binding. The coding region runs from base 70 to 3885 and encodes 1271 amino acids. Gene Ontology annotation, biological process: homophilic cell-cell adhesion. The record is from RefSeq and is a predicted model, not a curated record. Gene Ontology annotation, cellular component: desmosome; plasma membrane. The transcript has 15 exons. Lineage: Eukaryota; Metazoa; Chordata; Actinopteri; Clupeiformes; Clupeidae.